Messenger RNA from Arabidopsis arenosa, 599 nucleotides. The record is from the annotation of a GenBank genome assembly. NCBI's taxonomy places the organism in Eukaryota, Viridiplantae, Streptophyta, Magnoliopsida, Brassicales, Brassicaceae.
AAACAAAAUUUCCCCAUUACUUACACCAAUACACAGAAAGUAACCUACACUAAUACACACACACAAUUAAUUCAGACAAUACCAAUACAAUGGAGAAGAUAUCAAAUUUGUUAGAAGACAAGCCAGUGGUGAUAUUCAGCAAGACCUCGUGCUGUAUGAGUCACACGAUCAAGUCGCUCAUAUCUGGUUACGGUGCGAAUCCAACGGUGUAUGAGCUAGACGAAAUGUCUAAUGGAUCAGAGAUCGAACGAGCACUGGUCGAGCUUGGGUGCAAACCGACGGUGCCAGCUGUCUUUAUAGGGCAAGAGCUCGUAGGUGGUGCAAAUCAACUUAUGUCUCUUCAAGUCAGGAACCAACUAGCCUCGUUGCUCCGAAGAGCUGGAGCCAUAUGGAUUUAAGACUUAUGGAUAUGAAGCAAACACGUAAUGUUUUUAUUUAGAUAUACAUAUAUAACUAUAUAUCUUUUAGUAUUAGUGUUUGAAGCAUAUAUAUAUUAAGUACAAGAAGAAGAAGAAGAAAUUAAAAGCAAUUUGAUACAAUUUCGCUUUUGUGUUUUGAAUGCAAUCGCAAAUGUUUAGGAAUAAAGUCGUAUCUGCAUA